Messenger RNA from Scomber scombrus (Atlantic mackerel), 2580 nucleotides. RefSeq names its product late endosomal/lysosomal adaptor, MAPK and MTOR activator 1 (gene lamtor1). NCBI's taxonomy places the organism in Eukaryota, Metazoa, Chordata, Actinopteri, Scombriformes, Scombridae. The coding region runs from base 192 to 668 and encodes 158 amino acids. Gene Ontology annotation, cellular component: lysosome; membrane raft; late endosome membrane. Gene Ontology annotation, biological process: cellular response to amino acid stimulus; regulation of receptor recycling; cholesterol homeostasis. The record is from RefSeq and is a predicted model, not a curated record. Gene Ontology annotation, molecular function: guanyl-nucleotide exchange factor activity; molecular adaptor activity. The transcript is spliced from 5 exons.
UGAUAGCCUGACCGAGGAGAUGCUGUUCACAGUGGCUUCCUACCUCCUUUACAUGAAGCUUAGAUAAAAACAAACACACAAAAAACAGAGUAGAGGAGAAGUUGCAUGCUCUCUGGAGACACUGCUGGGUUUUACUGGACACACUCAGGGGGAGCUGGGGUUGUUUUAAUUUGCCCCCCUCGGACGCUGCCAUGGGUUGCUGUUACAGCAGCGAAAACGAGACCACAGAGCAGGACCCUGAACGUAAGCCGCUGAUCCCUCCGAACCCUGUCAGCAAACCUCCAAAUGGGACAGACUGGAUCACUACCACUGUCCCGUCCGCGCGGACAGAUGAACAGGCCCUCCUUACAUCCAUCCUCACCAAGACAGCACAGAACAUCAUUGAUGUCUCAGCAGCUGACUCUGUCAUGAUGGAGCAGCAUGAAUACAUGGACAAAGCUCGGCAAUACAGUACAAAACUUGCUGUGUUGAGCAACAGUCUGCCCCAGAAGAAAGCUCUUGCUCUCCCCUCCCUCACCAGCCAGCCCCACCAAGUGCUUGCAAGUGACCUGGUGCCAUACUCAGAUAUUCAGCAGGUGUCCAAGAUAGCAGCUUACGCUUACAGUGCAAUCUCUCAAAUCAAAGUGGAUGCUAAAGAAGAACUGGUGGUGCAGUUUGCCAUUCCUUGAUUCUGCAACUCUGGCCUGCAUAUUCUUUCUCCCAUCCCGCACUCUCUAUGUCACUUCUUGCAUCCUCACCCUCCAGCCCACCCUUUAUAAAAGCAUUGUGGUCCUUGUGCUUCUUAGCUAUAUGCCUCUAACUUGCUACUAAGGCAGAGACGAUAUAAGGAUUGCACCUCAAAUUGCACCCUGUGGCUGUUCCUUUACUGUACUUAAUGAUGGAUCAAUGAAAAGUAGUCAUCAUGGGCAACAGAAGAUGGCCUCCUCUCUACUUAAUGCCUGGAUCACAGCCUUUGUCUGAACCGGAUGUGGGGGGGGGGGGGGGAAAUCAUCAUUCAUCCUUCUUGAUGAUCUCUAAUAGUUCUAAAUGGUUUUCAGAGCCUUCUCAGUGUGUGUUUUUGCAGCCUGUUUUUUUUUUAUAACCAGGCAAGCAAGGUUAGCUCCACAUCCCAGACUGUUAUCCAAAGGCAUGGAGGAAUGUAAAGUAUAUUAAUUUAAAACAGCUUAAGGAGUUUUUGGUGCAAGGCACUCGAUACAAUCUCCACCGGAUGAAGAGAAAUGAGGACUGUCAUGAAUUAAUGGUAAUAAUGGAAAUUAUAACAGUACCACAGAGUAAUGGCUGAAUACAUUAGCUACUUACAGUAUGGAAAUGUGCCACAAUGCAGAAGGGUUUGCACUUUAUAUGUCUUAAACUCUGCUCUGUUGUCCUGGGAUGACACUACCCCAUUUCUCAAACGUUUGUUUUGCACAACAUAAAAGCUGUAAGGGAAAAAAAUAAAAAAUUGGAGCCAAACAAAGGUGCAGAAUGUGGCAACAAACCUGUACAAGAACCAUUAAUGCACCAUGGCUUAAAAGUAAAUUUCAUUGACAUUUCACAGUAAUAAUGUAAACAAAAAAUGUAUUAGUAAUUCAUAUCGAUCUGGUAAUAUGUAGUCCAGUGUGUGAUUAGUUAGUUAAGUUAAAGGCAAAAUCAUGAGGCUUCAGUGCUGGUAAUCCUCUGGUGGGUGAGGAUGCAAACAUGAGUAGUGGGAGCCGGGUGGGCCAACUAAUAUCACUGGAGGCGAGAAACAGAUGGAGCUUUCUUUGGGCACAAGUGCUCGAGUUUACAGACAGUAUGGUGUCCUCUGCAGUUUUCUAGCACAAAAAAAAAGAAAAACAUUGAGCUUGCAGAUUCUUUGAUCCAAAUCUCAGAACUUCAUGCCAUAAAAGAAGGGUGCGGGUAUGUGGAGGGUGCAGGGGACAGAUGACGUGUAUUCAUGCCUUCUUUGUACAGAAUUUUCUGAUUGAAUAUAUAUAUAUAUAUAAAAAAAAAAAACAUGAUGGAUUGUAUGAAGUUCCUCUUUUUGUAGAGCGUUGACCGGCCAGGAUUGGCUAAGAUCUUGUGGUGGUAAGAAAAUGUUUUUAUGAAACACAAGAACACUUUUAAGGCCUGCUUUUGUUAGCUUUUAAACAAAGCUUCUGCUGCAGAUUGUAAUAUGAUUGAGUUGUUCAUAUUAAUCAGAAACUAACCAUUGUAGCAGUGUGGGAGAGUGUUAACAAUCCAUGUACAAAACAGAUAAAAUGAUCCGAGACCUUUUUGUGAUUAUUUAUUUGUGUUUUUAAAUGUAUUUUUUGCUCUUUUGGAGGAGAGCAGAAGACUGUAUGCGUGGGCAGCGAGCACGGUGAGCCGCUCUUGAAUCUCUAAAGGGAUGGUCUGCAAGGCUGUGAUUUUUCUUUUUUGUUUUGUCAACCACGCGAUUUGAUUUGAGCUUUUUUUGCAAUGGGUUCUUGGCAUUUUUUGUCUGUUUUGUUUGUUUCUCAAAUGUGUAUUACUACCUGGAAUAUGUUUGUAAUAUCUUAGGCUAGUACCAAAAAGUUUUAAAACAUUUUUUUGGUUGUUUUAUUUUUGGUUUAGUUAAUUCAUUAAAGACUUUCAACAUAA